AUGAAAGAGGAGAACGUCCAUGCUACAAAGUUUCGCGAGGCCAAGGCCUCUCAAGGCGACCCAUCUACCCCGGUGGCUAACCUCUUUCGACUCGACGGCCGGACUGUUGUCGGUACGCAACUUCGCUGUUCCUCGAAACAGAGUGCUGAUCUUUGGGCACAAGUGACUGGCGCCAGCGGGUUCUUGGGGACUACGGUCACGGAGAGCGUCCUGGAAAGUGGAGGCGACGUUAUUUGUCUAGAUGUACUUGACAAACCAACUGCGCCGAGUUGGAGUGCUGUUGAAGACGCCGCUACGAAGCACAAUGGCCGAUUAUGGUAUUACCAGUGUGACAUGACGGAUGAAGAAGGUGUCACGAAAGCUUUCUCUGCACUUGUCACAAAUCUGCGUUACCCGAUCCGCGGUUUGGUGACAUGUGCUGGUGUAUCCGACAAUGGUCCAGCAACUGAGUUCCCAGCUGAGUCGUUUCGGCGCCUACUAGAUAUCAAUGUGACAGGCACAUUUCUGGUUGCGCAAGCGGUAGCUAAAGAGGUGCUAAAGAGCGGAGUAACUGCCAGUAUGGUUUUCAUAGCCAGCAUGAGCGGCUAUGUCUCUAAUAAGGGAGUUGACACUGCUGGAUACAACUCGUCAAAAGCGGCGGUACAUCAAUUAUCGCGCUCACUUGCUGCAGAAUGGGGAUCUCGAGUCGGUAUGCCGCUUAUCCGGGUGAACUCGCUUUCUCCUGGCUACAUUCGUACAGCCGCAACUGCAGAGGCCUUACAGAAGCCUGGAAUGGAAAGUCAAUGGACGGGAGACAACAUGCUUUACCGGCUGAGCACUGUAGAUGAGUUUCGAGCCCCAAUAUUGUUUUUACUAGGCGAUGGUAGCAGUUUCAUGACUGGUGCAGACUUACGUGUUGAUGGUGGGCACUGCGCGUGGUAG
Messenger RNA from Neoarthrinium moseri, 921 nucleotides. RefSeq lists its product as uncharacterized. Gene Ontology annotation, cellular component: intracellular anatomical structure. The record is from RefSeq and is a predicted model, not a curated record. Bases 1 to 921 code for a protein of 306 amino acids. Gene Ontology annotation, molecular function: oxidoreductase activity, acting on NAD(P)H, oxygen as acceptor. Lineage: Eukaryota; Fungi; Ascomycota; Sordariomycetes; Amphisphaeriales; Apiosporaceae. The transcript has 3 exons.